AGCUCGGCCGCCGUCCCCUGUCAACGUGACUGUCACUCAGCUGAAGGCGAACUCGGCCACUGUCUCCUGGGAUGUCCCGGAGGGAGAUGUCGUCAUUGGCUAUGCCAUCUUGCAGCAGCGGCAGGACGGGCAAAUGCAGCGCUUCAUCCGGGAGGUGAACACCACCAACCGGGCCUGCGUGCUGUGGGACCUGGCGGAGGAUGCCGACUACAUCAUCCAGGUGCAGAGCAUCGGCCUGCAUGGAGAGAGCCAGGCCAGCAAGCGGGUCCAUUUCCGGACCCUGAAGGCGACCGAUCGCCUCCCCUCCAACAGCUCCAACCAAGGUGAUAUCACUGUGGAAGGGCUGGACAAGGAGCGACAGCUGCAGACCGGGGAGAUUGUCAUCAUUGUGACUGUGCUGCUCAUGUGGGCAGCAGUGAUUGCGCUCUUCUGCAGACAGUACGACAUUAUCAAGGACAACGACUCCAACAACAACAAGGAAAAGACCAAGCCGUCCUCAGAGCACAGCACCCCAGAGCGACCCACAGGGGGGCUACUACGCACCAAGAAAAAGUCUCUCUCUGUCAAUAUCAUUGAGGUGUGAGACUCGAGGGCCCUGGAAAGACCGUGGGGUACAAGGGCCACCCCCCGCUGCCGGGGGCCCUCCGCAUGCCAAGAAUUGUUUAUCAGAAACUGCUUUUUCCACGGCCUUGCCCCCAAGGGGAUCUGCAUGGAGACCACUGGGAUGCUGCAUGCAGAACAGCCUCACCCCCUGCGUGUAACCAGCCUCCCAGGGCCGUUUGGGAGUCACUGGGGAGCGGGGCACAGCGCCGGCCCACGGAACAAACAGCGCAGCCGGAUUUCAGGGUGAGGAAUCGUCCCGCUGGUGCUGAGAAGUGGCACCUUGUGUCCCUGUUAGGUAAAUGGCAGGGUGGAUCUGAGCAAGAGCACAGACUGCACCAGGAACCUGAGGAGGGGCCACGCUCUCACCCAGCGUGCCUGGGACCUCAGAGGGAUUUUCUGUUUGUUUCUGGCCCCACAGAAGUGCCCAUGUUCCAGCCCCCUAACCCUGCAAGCCCUGCCCUGGGGCCCACGAGGUGAAGCAGGUGCUAGCGUGGGAAGAGACCUGAUCGAGCCGGGGAGGCUCCUCAGCUCUCCCUGUAAGGAGUGUGACUGGCAGGGUGGCCCCAUGCCCUUGCAGCUGGGGCCCAGGAGGCUGGCUGGGUCCCUGGGCUGCCAUCCCUUUCCUUAGUGUCACUGCCACCACCCUGGGUACGAGGUGGGCAGAGGUCUCACGCCAGCCACCCGCUGGGGCAGGGGGGCACACCCAGUGCUCCUAGAAACAUACCCCUGCUAGCAGCAUUGCCUGCGGGGGCUCCCGGCCACGCUCAGCGCUGGGGGCGGGAGGGAAAUCUAGCCCACUGGCUCCAGCAUGCAGAAGCUCUGGCCCAGCAGCCCCAGUGAGGCCACAUGGAGCCGGAGUCUGGGCACUGGAAACAUCCCCCGGCCCCAGAGAAAUGUGUCGGAGAGAGAGCAUCAGGCUGACUCCCCACACCCCCGAAGGGCACAAGCCCCAACGCAAAUGCCUCCGGCCCCUCUGCUCCACCAGGCAAAGGGUUCAGUGCAGGACUCUGCCCCUGCCCCCUCCAGGACAAAGCCUUCCCCAUAGGGCCUGCCCAUCCCCCCACCCUGCCCCCUCCAGGACAAAGCCUUCCCCAUAGGGCCUGCCCAUCCCCCCACUCUGCCCCCUCCAGGACAAAGCCUUCCCCAUAGGGCCUGCCCAUCCCCCCACUCUGCCCCCUCCAGGACAAAGCCUUCCCCAUAGGGCCUGCCCAUCCCCCCACUCUGCCCCCUCCAGGACAAAGCCUUCCCCAUAGGGCCUGCCCAUCCCCCCACUCUGCCCCCUCCAGGACAAAGCCUUCCCCAUAGGGCCUGCCCAUCCCCCCACUCUGCCCCCUCCAGGACAAAGCCUUCCCCAUAGGGCCUGCCCAUCCCCCCACUCUGCCCCCUCCAGGACAAAGCCUUCCCCAUAGGGCCUGCCCAUCCCCCCACUCUGCCCCCUCCAGGACAAAGCCUUCCCCAUAGGGCCUGCCCAUCCCCCCACUCUGCCCCCUCCAGGACAAAGCCUUCCCCAUAGGGCCUGCCCAUCCCCCCACUCUGCCCCCU
This is a messenger RNA of Pelodiscus sinensis (Chinese soft-shelled turtle), 2145 nucleotides long. NCBI's taxonomy places the organism in Eukaryota, Metazoa, Chordata, Testudines, Trionychidae. The record is from RefSeq and is a predicted model, not a curated record.